AUGUCGAUCAAGACAACAUAUGACCCCCAAUUCCCGGUCAUCGCAUGUCCGGGGCACGUGGUGGAACUAUCCUCUGACAACUCUCCCUUUUCAGGUCUCAUCGUGCUGUACGGCGUCAACUCGGCCCAGAACGCUCUGUCGAACACCGCCGAGUACAAGAACGACCCUCGCAACCCCAACGCCAAGUCUGGUAACGCCGGCCACUAA
Penicillium alfredii is the source of this 207-nucleotide messenger RNA. Its product is annotated as F1F0 ATP synthase subunit i. Lineage: Eukaryota; Fungi; Ascomycota; Eurotiomycetes; Eurotiales; Aspergillaceae. The transcript has 2 exons. Gene Ontology annotation, biological process: proton motive force-driven ATP synthesis. The record is from RefSeq and is a predicted model, not a curated record. Gene Ontology annotation, molecular function: proton transmembrane transporter activity. The coding region runs from base 1 to 207 and encodes 68 amino acids.